GUCAAGACUGAAGACACGAGUGCAACCCCCAAAACAGGCGAACUUUAUCCAGCUUCGCGAUCGCCUUAUGCACUUGUUCAUGGCUUCAUUCUGAGUUCUCAAUCGCAGUUGAUAUAUAAACUUGCUAGAUUUCCAAUGGGUAAUUCUGAGCCCGCCCCUGUCCUGACCCCCAUCCCGGCAGAGUCAUUGUCCGUCGAGAUUCAACCGCUCCAUCAACCGGAUUUGAAAAAACUAGCCUCGGUGUUGGAGAAUGGCCUCAAGCAGACGUUCGAGGAAGCCUCCGUCUCGGUCCAAACGUGUCCGGAUUUGACCCAGGCACCUUUUAAUUUGGCAGCCCCGGGUCUCUGCGGGCAAGCCAAGAUUUUGGAUGUGGGCGGAUGUCCCUACUUAUUCCCUCUGGCUCAGCGGGAAAAGUUCUAUGACAUAAAGGAUUUUCCUAAAUUGGUUCAGGCUGCGGAGGACAAGCCUCAAUUGAUGAUUGGUGCUGGGGCCGCCCCAUGGACGUUUCUGUCUCGAAAUGCGGAGAUGAUGACCAAUAUUCUGAUUGACCCGCAAGGCCAGGUGUUGAAGCAAAAUACUAAAAUCGCCCGAACCUUUGACGAUAACAAUGAGUAUGAGGUGAUCAAUUUACCGGAGACCGAACACAAAAUGAGCAUCCUCAGCAACUUGUUGAUGUCCGAAGGGCGUCCUGGGCCAGUUUUGGCCAUAAAAUGCAAGAAACGAAUCGGUCCCGACAACUUUGUGACCGCUCUGAGGAAAGUUCUCGUUGAAAACUACCCCAAAGACUCGAUCGGAUUGGGUGGAACUUUUGUGGUCCAAACUGGCAAGGUGAAAGUCCACAUCAUGCCCGAGUUGUCCUCGUGUCCUCUAACAACGGAUGCUCAGGUGGAAAACUGGCUCAAGUUUUUCGAGAUCAACGCUCCUUUCACUUGUCUCUCGGUUCUCGUCUCCAACGAUCCGGGAUUGGAUUUAAGAGUAGAGCACUCUCACGGAUUUAAUGACCGUGGCGAUGGAGGCCACUAUCACUACGACACCACGCCGGAUGAGACUGAAUAUCUAGCAUACUACUCGGUGGCUCAACAUGUGUGUCGAAUCGACCGUCCGGUCGAGAGUCAUCAAAUUGGGCGAGAUUAAACGUGUUGUUGCCAGCA
Tigriopus californicus is the source of this 1151-nucleotide messenger RNA. Its product is annotated as ester hydrolase C11orf54 homolog. NCBI's taxonomy places the organism in Eukaryota, Metazoa, Arthropoda, Copepoda, Harpacticoida, Harpacticidae. The transcript has 7 exons. Gene Ontology annotation, molecular function: zinc ion binding; hydrolase activity, acting on ester bonds. The record is from RefSeq and is a predicted model, not a curated record. Bases 136 to 1134 code for a protein of 332 amino acids. Gene Ontology annotation, cellular component: nucleus.